Lutzomyia longipalpis is the source of this 2050-nucleotide messenger RNA. RefSeq lists its product as uncharacterized. The coding region runs from base 138 to 1832 and encodes 564 amino acids. Lineage: Eukaryota; Metazoa; Arthropoda; Insecta; Diptera; Psychodidae. The record is from RefSeq and is a predicted model, not a curated record. Gene Ontology annotation, molecular function: nucleic acid binding. The transcript is spliced from 5 exons.
ACAAUGUCAAAAGUCAGCGUGGUUAGUGGGAAUUGUUUUCACAUUUUCUUGAAUUUUACCGGCAGCAAAAAAUUGCAUUUUCUUGAGAAAACUCAACAAAAUAACAAGAAAAGUGAUAUUAAUAGAAUUAGUGCGAGAUGGAGGAGAAAACUGAUGGAGAAAAUGCAACAAUCAAGAAGAAAAAGAGAGGAGGAAAUCGAAAGAAGACAAUCCGUCCGGAACAGAAGCAACUGAUUGUGGAUGGAUUUUUCUAUCUUCUCAGCCAGAAAAGCAAGAGAGCCAUGAAACUGCGAAGAAGACAUUGCAAUAGCGAAGCUGUUACAGAAUUGAGUCGUAUGCAUGGGAUUGACAAGGCAACAGUUUAUAGAAUUAUCAGAAAUAUGGACAAACCGGAAGAGCCAAAGCCCAAAAUGUGCCCACCAAUACGAAAGCGAAAGACUAAAUUGAUGGAGAGAAUUGAUCCCUACGAUAGGGAGCAGUACCGUCAUAUAGUUCACGAUUUCUAUGCUUCCGGUGUUUUCCCAUCGGCCGAUGAUGUCAGGAAAGUCGCGGAAAUGGAUCCUAGAAUGAGGCGUCUUACACGGGUACCAAUAACUAAACUUCUCAAGGAAUUCUCCAUUCCUGUCAUACAGCGAACGAAGGAGAAUAUGUUUCCAAAGGAGAGAGGGUACUAUGCCAAAUGGCGUUUGCACUACAUCGAGACGAUCCGGAAGUAUCGGGCGGAAGGGAAGAUCAUCUACUACGUCGGAGAAACAUCCAUUAGCACUGCAGAUGGGACAAAGGAAGGAAAAGCAACGCGACUUGUGAAUCUGGAAGCUUCAUCCUAUCAAUCGGAUCCAUCUGACGGUGAAUUUGAUCCGGAAGAUGUUGAGAAUAGUCCAAAACCCAACAGGGCUAGGGCGGCUAAGAAGCCUCCAAAAGAGAAACACGUCAGAGUCUUCCACAUUGGUUCAGAAUAUGGGUUUGUUGAUGAAGGACUCGCAAUGUUUGAUCCCAAAAAGAUGACUGAUGAUUGCCCACGUCGGUGGUUCUACAAAGCCGUGGAUGCCCUGGAACCAGGGAGUAUAAUUGUUGUGAAGGAUACUUUUUGCAAGCUGAAAAAUCCCCUGGAAGUUCCCUACCAUAAAAAUAUAACGUCUGCUGAGCUCAUUAGGUGGCUCAAAAGGAAGGAUAUUUCAUUCAGGAAAAAUAUGAAGAGAGUCGAACUCCAGAGGAUUAUUGCGGAGUAUGUAGCACGGCAUGAUGACUAUUCGAUUGAUGAAGUGGCCAAAAAUGAUGAUCAUAUCAUUUUAAGACUCCCCCCCAUGCAUGACGACCUCAAUGCCAUGGGGCUGGCAAUGGAGCAUGUUAAGUCCUUCGUGAGGGAGCGCAACAGCUCAUUCAGGUUGUGGGACAUAAGGCGACUCAUACCACCUGCUGUGAGGUCUGUGACGCAGAAGAAGUGGAAGGAGAUCAUUGCAGAAACGAUUAAGAGAGAAAAUGAAAUUUGGACAGAAGCUCUAACGGGUCAGCAGCCAGUGGUGGAGGCGUCGGGAGAACAGCCAUCAAAGAAGGGAUCAGAGGCUACUAAGAAAGCAAUGAAGAAUAUUUAUACAAGUUCUGAAGAAGAAUCUUCGGAAGAGGAGGAAGAUGAGAUAGAUUAUGGUUCUUCUGAAAUUUCCGACGAAGAUGUAAAAGAUGAGAUGGAACCGAUGGAUAUUGAGGAUCUAUUGUCUGAUGAAGAUUUGGAUGAAAAGUUGAAUAGAAAGUCAUCUGAGAAGUCUAAAAAGGCAAAUGGAGGAGAUUCAAUUGAUCUUAAAGAUGAACCAACGUCUGAUUCAGCGGAAGAUUAAAAGCUGUGAAUUCUGCUGGGGCUGAUUUUCCACUAAAAGCAAGUGAUGGACUAAGACGAGGUCCCUGAAGACUGAUACCUACACGUAAAUAUCUGUAAUAUAUACCUACCUAAUAGGUAUCUACUCGUUUCUUGUAUUUUUUAUGCCUUUAAUGAGUUUUUUUUUGUGAAGUAUGGAUUAUGUCAAGUUUAUAAGAAUAAAAGCAACUACUUUUUGAA